This is a messenger RNA of Aspergillus homomorphus CBS 101889, 372 nucleotides long. RefSeq lists its product as uncharacterized. The coding region runs from base 1 to 372 and encodes 123 amino acids. Lineage: Eukaryota; Fungi; Ascomycota; Eurotiomycetes; Eurotiales; Aspergillaceae. The record is from RefSeq and is a predicted model, not a curated record. The transcript has a single exon.
AUGCGGUUACUGGAGCAUCAAGCGACGAUCGAUGCGCAGGUUCGCCCCGGCGGAGUCCUGAGUCGGCGUCGGUGGUUCUUCACCUCUUUUACCCCCCAUGACUUCACCUUCGCGGCUACGGUCGUGUGUCUUGAGCUGCAUGUCCGGUGGCGGGAGGGGCGAGACUCUGAACAAAGACAAAAUCCAGGGUCGGGGAAGGAGGAGUCGUUGCUUGCGCUGCGGACUUCGCAGGGUAUCUUGGGUCAGUAUAAGGAGGAGUCUGUGGAGGCUAGGCAGGCUUGGCAGUCGAUUAGUGUCAUGUUACAAAAGGUGGGGUUUCAGCUUUUGGGAACUGGUCUUCGAGUCCAGAAUGUGCAGAGGGUUGGGAACUAG